AUGAAAAUAACUAAGAUAUACAAAUUUAUUCUACAAUUUAUUCUGGUUUAUCAGUGUAUUACAGUAGUGUAUUGUUCUGAUAGAGCUGGUGAAGGUGCAACUAGUGGAUUAAUACCGGUAACUCUUAACAUCAGUAGUGCUACUACAAGACAUAUUUACUAUUAUAAAGAAGGUGAAAACUUAAAAACAUUCAAUGCUAGGCCUGGUAGAUGUAUUUGUGAAAUAGAAAAGGGAGAUAAUAAAAUCUGGACCGCACAUCGCAAUGAUAACGGACUAAAGGCAGUAGUCAUGGGUUCCAAGAAAGAGCCGAAAUUCCUAGCUAUUUUACUCGAGAGUGGUAUGUUUGUAUUGCUUAGAAAAUUUGAAAAAGGAAAACCUUACGAAGAUAUUACUCAUACUAGAACCGAUAUGAGUAAAUUGAAGAUGUUUAAUAGAAAUGGUGAAGAAAUAGAUUCGAGUCACUGUAUUGUUGACAUGACACGUUUAUCUCUUAUUUAUGAAUUUAAAGAUGGAGUGAAUUGUCAUAAGAUACUUUACUCGGAUAGAGUAGUUUAUGAUUAUGAAUUAGAACCAGAGUUUGGAUUGUUAAAGGGAAUAUACCUAGAUCUUUUUAUGAAUGAUUUUAAUAUUGUAAAUGAAACUGGUAAAUCAAAGAAAAUAGAUAUGGAAAGUGAUAGGUCAAUUCCACAACAUGUACCAGUACAUCCUAAUAAUUAUCCAAAGGAAAUUAAACUAAUUGGAUAUCAACCUGUAGAUCCAUUUGAUCCAUUUAAUUCAGCAAAUUUUUCUGAAGUUUUUAAUACAAGAUAUAGUGUCACCAUGGCUGAAUCAGAAUACGAAUAUAGCAUAAGUAAUAUAAAAUGUUCCAUGGUUAAAUAUAAGGAUACUACCAUUUGGGAAAAAUCUCCUGAUUCAAAUAUUUAUCCAAUAUCAAUGAAAUUUCAUAGACUAAAAAAUGUUAUCUUACUUAGGUUUGUGGAUCACUUUAUUAAAUUAAUACUAAAGGAUAAUCACUGGGAAUCAAAAAAAUAUAAUUAUGAAAAAAAAGAACCUGAAGAUGAAACGAUUGGUGCCGUAGGAGGUGAACCUGCUCCGGCUGUAUAUUUGAGUCCAGAAGAAUUGAAUGCUCUUUCUAGAUGUAUAAAAAUUGAUAUUGACAUACAGCGUGACCGUGAAAAUGAUUGGUAUACGAUUGAUAAGUAUGAGAAUGUAAUUAGAUUUAGUGCGAAAGAUGGUUAUUUAUUUGGGUCAGUAAAAAGAAAAGGCGAACAAAUAUGGGUUUCUGAGGAUUCUGAGUUUUGUAAAGAAAUAUUUGUAGAUGCUUUAGUAUUUUUUAGUUGUAGAUAUGUUAGUGUAAAACUUGUAGAUGGAACAUAUAAUCAUUUCACAAAAACACGAAAUAAAUGGGCAAAAACAGAAAAUGGAAUAGUAUUUGAUCUUGAUACUGAUGAAUCAACAUUUCUUUAUGAAUGUGAAACUGAUGGUGAUACUAGAAUUUUCACUGUGAGAUUAAACUUUAAAUUUGUAUUGGCGAGAUAUAAAGAAAUGAAAGUCUGGGAAGGAUACUCAAAUGAGAACUCAAGAAAAAUAGUUUUAAAGGGCAAGGGUAAGAAGGAAAAGUAUAUAAUAGUACUAAAUAAUAAUGAAAAGUUUAUUCUAUUUCACAGAAGUGGUAAAAAUCAGCCUUGGAAAAAUAUCACACAUACAAGACAUAGAAUGAAUGAUAUGAAAUUUCUUAAAUCAGAUGGUACUGAAAUUGAAAAGACUGAAUAUCACGUAGACUUAUUAAAAACUUCAUUCUCAUACAUAUUUAAGCCACAAGUUGAAUGUCACACAAUUAAAUAUAAUGAUAGGGAAUUAUGGAAUUAUGAUGAUCCAGAAACUAGAAAAAGAUAUCCAACAAGUAUAAAUCUUGAAUUGACUACGAAUGAACUAAUAAUUAAAUUUGAUUACAAUAUAGAAAAAAAAUUAAAUAUAACUUAA
Theileria annulata is the source of this 1983-nucleotide messenger RNA. Its product is annotated as SfiI-subtelomeric fragment related protein family member, putative. The record is from RefSeq and is a predicted model, not a curated record. Bases 1 to 1983 code for a protein of 660 amino acids. The transcript has a single exon. NCBI's taxonomy places the organism in Eukaryota, Apicomplexa, Aconoidasida, Piroplasmida, Theileriidae.